AUAAAUUAUAGUAAGCAAAACAGAGUUCUUUAGAACAGAAAAAUGAAUUGGAGAGUUUGGUACGUUUUUUUCUUGCUCAACGGUGUGAAUUGCAUUGAUUGUCCUCAGCUAUAUGUGCCUAUCGAUUCGGAGAAUGUGUGCAUUUAUAUGUCAUCCAGGGCCGUUGCUUUGAGUGAGAUGGAGGCCUACUGCGAAAGUGAAGCGAAUGGUGGAAAACCAUUCAACCGUCGGUUUUCGGACGAAGGCAUCAGAGAACUGGGCAAAAAUCUGAAGAUGUCAGUUGAAAGCCUCUUCCCACCGGAAGUAUACAUAGGAAUCACAAGGGAAAAGGAUAGUAUGAAUCAGCCGACGAAAAACUUCGUGUUCGCGAACGGUCAAGGGAAAGUUCAUGAAGAUGACUAUCCGCUGUGGACCAGAGAGCCAUCCGUGCAAGACUGUGGUUCUGUCACCUAUCGGAAGGAUUUCAAAGUAAAUCCUUUCACGUGCACCGACUCGGCAGUCUUCCUGUGUGAAAAAAAUGAGUUUCCGUGUGAAUACAACACCCUGCCUUUCGUGGAAUACCAUCAAAAGUGCCUGAGCAUCUUUCCCCGCAAAGAUAAUUACAUGACAGCUGAAAGUAUCUGUGGGCAAAUGGGGGCCCAUCUGUUUCCCUACAAGAGUUACGAUGAUUCGGACAGCGUGGGAGCAGCCAUCUACAGCUCUAUCACCUUCGAUGGAGGAAUCUAUGCGGGACUCAGAAAAAAUGAGCUAGGCCAGUGGAAGUAUGAAAGUGGGGAGGAAGAAACGAAACGUUGGGAUCCCGAGGAUGAAUUACAUCAGGAUUGUGGUGUAUACGGUUUCUUGAAAAACCUAUCGAUUGGAAUGUUUACGAUGAGCUGUGAUGACAAGCUUCGUCUUCUCUGUGAAUUUAAGAAGGAAGGACUGCAAGAAAGGAAUAUUCAUAUUAAAAGUAAUUGGAUAUUAAGAAAAUGAUGUAUUAAAAUGUCAAAUCUGUAUUUACUGCAAC
Messenger RNA from Argiope bruennichi, 1006 nucleotides. RefSeq lists its product as uncharacterized. The coding region runs from base 43 to 972 and encodes 309 amino acids. Lineage: Eukaryota; Metazoa; Arthropoda; Arachnida; Araneae; Araneidae. The transcript is spliced from 6 exons. The record is from RefSeq and is a predicted model, not a curated record.